GUCUACUCUUCUCUCUCUCUCUUUCUCUCCGCAGACAUCAAUUCUCCUUUUUUGACUCAAAAUUCUUCUGCGAGUUGGGCUUUUGCUUUGAUCCGUUCCCAGUGAAUCUCACUGCUUUCAUCUGAAAAUCACUUCACUUCACUUUCUCUCUCUCUCUCUCUCUCUUUGGGUUUCUCUUGCAAGAACCGUAUGUUGGUUUGAUCAAGAUAAAUCAUCUGAACAUCACUCCCUUUUGUCUGUAGUGGUGAGAUGGGUUUGGACGAUACUGAUGCUGUGAAAGCUAAAGUAAACUUGCAAUUGAAGAAGCAAUCUAACGAGAGUGAGAAUCACAAAAAGAAGAAGAAAAACAAUGGCGGUGGCGACGAAGAAGAAGAAGCAAGUGGGUGUUGGCUCAACUUAAGGUUUAUGUUUGGUUGCGUACCUUCAAAACCAGAUGUUGAUGGUGCUUCUUCUUCCCCUUCUCUCUAUGCCACUACCAGCCCCAUCGUGGAAAGUAAACAGGCAAAUGAGAAACCAAAUGAUCAACCAGUUUCCUCCACGACAACAACAACAACAACUAGCAACGCGGGAAGCUCUUCCUCAACCCCAAUGAUCAGCGAAGAACUUAAGGUUUAUUCUAACCUCACCAAGUUCACUUUCAACGACCUUAAGCUAGCUACCAGAAACUUCAGACCCGAGAGUCUUCUCGGAGAAGGAGGUUUUGGUUGCGUCUUCAAAGGAUGGAUCCAAGAACACGGUACUGCUCCUGUUAAGCCCGGUACAGGUCUCACCGUAGCUGUCAAAACCUUGAAUCCUGAUGGACUUCAAGGUCACAAAGAAUGGCUUGCUGAGAUUAAUUUCCUUGGGAACCUUCUUCAUCCUAAUCUAGUAAAGCUGGUUGGUUACUGCAUAGAAGAUGAUCAAAGACUGCUUGUUUACGAGUUUAUGCCUAGAGGAAGUUUAGAGAAUCAUCUUUUUAGAAGGUCGUUGCCACUUCCUUGGUGUAUACGGAUGAAGAUUGCGGUAGGAGCUGCAAAAGGUCUCAGUUUCCUCCAUGAAGAAGCUUUGAAGCCUGUCAUCUACCGAGAUUUCAAAACGUCAAACAUUUUACUUGAUUCAGACUACAAUGCAAAACUAUCUGAUUUUGGACUUGCCAAAGAUGCUCCUGACGAAGGCAAAACACAUGUUUCUACUCGUGUUAUGGGUACUUAUGGUUACGCUGCUCCAGAGUAUGUUAUGACCGGUCACUUGACGUCAAAGAGCGAUGUGUAUAGUUUCGGUGUGGUUCUUCUCGAGAUGCUAACUGGACGAAGGUCUAUGGACAAGAACCGACCAAACGGUGAGCACAACUUAGUGGAAUGGGCGAGACCGCAUCUACUUGACAAAAGAAGGUUUUACAAGUUGCUUGAUCCGAGGCUGGAAGGUCAUUUCUCGAUCAAAGGCGCACAAAAGGUGAUUCAGCUCGCUGCACAGUGUCUUAGCCGUGACCCCAAGGUUAGGCCAAAGAUGAGUGAUGUUGUCGAAGCGCUCAAACCGCUUCCUCAUCUUAAAGACAUGGCAAGCUCUUCUUACUACUUCCAGACAAUGCAAGCCGAGCGUUUGAAAAACGGGUUGGGUCGGUCUCAGGGGUUUGGAUCAAGAAAAGGACAACCACAACCCGUGUUUAGGACACUGUCUAGUCCUCAUGGAUCUCAAGGAGGAAACGGAUUUGGAUCAAGAAAGGGGCAGCCACAACCUGUGUUUAGGACAAUGUCAAGUCCUCAUGGUGCGUCGCCUUACCGACCUCAGAUUCCUUCUCCGAAGCCUAAAGGAGCAACUACAUAGCUUCUCUUGCGUGUGGACAUAGGGCACAACGAAGAAAGGCUUCAAUGCUCAAAGCUUUAUCGUUUGUUUAAGCGGCAAGAGAUAUAUUUUUAACCAAUGUUACUGUAAACUCUUUAUUUAAUCGAUUAAUGUAAAAACGUUGUAAGAACGGUGAAGCCAAAUGGGUUGUCUAUGGAAACUGUUAUCUCAGUA
Molecule: messenger RNA, 1995 nt
Organism: Brassica rapa (field mustard)
Lineage: Eukaryota; Viridiplantae; Streptophyta; Magnoliopsida; Brassicales; Brassicaceae
Product: probable serine/threonine-protein kinase PIX7
Biological process (GO): protein phosphorylation
Molecular function (GO): ATP binding; protein kinase activity
Source: RefSeq, a predicted model, not a curated record